Molecule: messenger RNA, 234 nt
Organism: Oikopleura dioica
Lineage: Eukaryota; Metazoa; Chordata; Appendicularia; Copelata; Oikopleuridae
Source: the annotation of a GenBank genome assembly
AUGGAAGUCAAUGCUAAGGAAAAUAAAUUUCUGCUGAACAAUAUUCCCUGCGUGAUUCCGAUCAAUUGCAAGCCGAUUGAAAGCGUAAUGACCUACAAUAUCCAGACAAAACUGAGGGUUCAAACUUUCACGGCGCUAGAUCAGCUGAUGGUCAACGACACUUGCAACUGCUCCAUCCAGGAGUGCAUUCACGAGGAUCAGGCAAAAUACGAAAGAAAAGUCGUUCAAAAAUAA